AGUAGGUAAAGAGAAAGAGGGCAACGAAGAAACUGGUAAGCAAGUGCAAUUUUGGGGUGCCCGUUUCAUCGGAAGGUCUGAAAACAGCUUGAGAGACGAGGAAUUCCAUUCUUCUUCGUAUAAAUGGCUUAUGCACGUAGCCUCUCUACCAGAGCUACCAUUAUUGCUCGAAGAUGCCAACCAUCUUUUGCUUACAUUCUCCAUGACGAUAAUCGUAAACAUCAGUCUCCUGUUGAGUCUCAGUCUCAACUAAGAGACAAUGGUUUUUCCCAGCAUAGGUUUUUUGGAAGUGGGUUUUACAAUUCAACUGGGAUAGGUGUAUUUUUCCAAGAGGGAAGAUGUUCACAGUUUUCCCUUUUGCCGAGGAAUGGUUACUCAUCUUGCCGGUAUAUGUCCACUACUGUUGGUGAUGGGUCAGAUAAGGUUGAGCUGAUGAGUGAUGUUGUUGAGGUUCUUAAGGAUACUACUGUUGAUGUGGUGACUUCACAGGCCCCUGUAGUGAAUGAGGUUGCUCUUGCUGCAGCUGAUUCUUAUUUACCCGUUGCAGCCUUGCAGCAUUUUGUUGAUGUGGUUCAUUCCUUUACUGGCUUCAACUGGUGGGCUUCCAUAGUUGUAACCACCCUUCUGAUUCGAGGGGCAACCCUUCCACUUCUAAUUAAUCAGAUGAAAUCAACUGCAAAACUGACGCUCAUGAGGCCACGCUUGGAAGAGCUCAAACAGCAAAUGGGCAUGGAUCCUGAGGGUAUGCUUGAAGGUCAAAAAGAAAUGAAAAAGCUUUUCAAGGAAUAUGGUGUGACUCCAUGGACCCCAAUGAAAGGGCUCUUUAUUCAAGGGCCCAUCUUUAUCAGUUUUUUCCUUGCUAUAUCAAACAUGGUAGAAAAAGUUCCUUCAUUUAAAGAUGGUGGUGCAUAUUGGUUUACAGAUCUUACAACUCCAGACAGUUUGUAUAUAUUUCCAAUUUUGACAGGACUGAGUUUCUUGAUAACAGUAGAGUGCAACAUGCAAGAAGGUAUGGAAGGAAAUUCUGUAGCUGGCACCAUGAAAAAUGUUUCUAGGGUCCUUGCUGUUCUCACAGUUCCAUUUACCAGUACUUUCCCAAAGGCUAUAUUCUGUUAUUGGAUCACAUCAAAUUUGUUUUCCCUCACCUAUGGACUAGUGCUUAAAGUUCCAGGAGUGAAGAAGGCUUUAGGUGUUCCAGACAUACCUGUGCCACCACCUCAAACACAAUCGCAGCCUUCUUUCAAUCUUUUCUCAGCAAUCAAACAAGCCAAGACUGCAGCCCAUAAGCUAACCUCAUUACCCGUAGAAUCACCAAAAGUGUCAAGCCAAAAGUCACCUUCUUCUUCAGUUGUCAAUCAGAAACUUAGAAGUUUGGAGAAACAAGUAAAAGGUAGGAAGAAGAACAAAAAGAGGUGAGGAAGUUACCCAUACGGAAGUGUUAUAAAUCAGGUCAAGAAAACUAUGUCUCCUUGUUGACUGUAAUUCAUAUUUUCAUACAAUUUUUGUUGGGCUCAGGAUUAGGGCCGCGCAGAGGGCUUUAAAAUUUAGGGUGGAAGAUUGAUUAACUAAUAAGGUUAAAAUAAAUUUUGCUUGAAUUUGGUAAAAGGGCAAUUUAGUUGAUUAUGCCUGCCUGGCUAUUACGUGAUACUUGCAGGCUUCCAAAGGUUUGUACAUGUUUGCCAUCAAAAAGAUUAUG
Messenger RNA from Rubroshorea leprosula, 1696 nucleotides. The record is from the annotation of a GenBank genome assembly. Lineage: Eukaryota; Viridiplantae; Streptophyta; Magnoliopsida; Malvales; Dipterocarpaceae.